Plasmodium berghei ANKA is the source of this 1626-nucleotide messenger RNA. RefSeq names its product conserved protein, unknown function. The transcript has a single exon. The record is from RefSeq and is a predicted model, not a curated record. NCBI's taxonomy places the organism in Eukaryota, Apicomplexa, Aconoidasida, Haemosporida, Plasmodiidae. Bases 1 to 1626 code for a protein of 541 amino acids.
AUGACGGGCGAAAGUAUAAAUGGAAAGGAAAGAAUAAAUACAUUUUUAGAAACAAAUGAAAACCAAACUUUAGAAACUAAAAAAACUAAUAUCCCUUUGGAAGAAAAUACCAAAGAAAUAUCUGCUAAUACUCAUAUUAAAAGUUAUGACGAUACAAAUAAAGAUAUAAAUAAUGAUAACGCACCAACCAUUAUUUCUAAACAAAGUAUCCAUAAAAGUGACAAAACAAAUUAUGAUGAUAAAGUAGGAAGCAUAGAAGAUAAAAUAAUAAAAAGCUACUUAAGCAAGCAAGCGAAUAGUUUUGGAAUAAAUAUAUCCGGAAAAAAUGAAUCUUUUAAUGUAGUAGAUACUAGUAGUAGUGAUGCAGAUAGUACACCAUUGUUAGAUAUAUUCAAAAAAGAAGAAUUACUAAAAAAACGAAAAUCUUCGAAAUUAAGUUUGAGAAAAAAAGAAGAAAUAAAACACUCAAAACAAAUUUGUGACAGUGAAAUAUCUGAAAAUAACAAAGCAGGAAAUAAAGACAAGAAUAAUAAAUUUCGCAUUGAUUUAAAUUCUAGUAAAAACAAAGAAUGCGAUAAUAACAAUUUUAUAAAAGAACAAUCUGAAAAUAUUAUAAGCAGUGACGAUGAACUUUUAAUUAACAUAAUAAAAGAUGAACAUCAUAAAAAUGAUAAAUAUUCUAAAAACAAAUUUAAUAGAAAUAAAAAAGAAGAUGAUAUUUCAUCUUGCGGCACAUCUGAUUAUGAUUCGGAUGCAGUCCUAAUAGUUAAAAGUAAAAAAAAAGGCAACGAUAAAUUUGUUCAUAAUAAUAAUGUAGGCAAUAAAAAAAAUAUAGUUAGUACAAAGAAUGCCAAACUUGUAGCAUUAAAAUUUAAUAAUAUUGCAAAAAAUGUAGCAAAAAAUAAAACAAAAAAUAAAACAAAAAAUGUAGCAAAAAAUAAAACAAAAAAUAAAACAAAAAAUGUAGCAAAAAAUAAAACAAAAAAUAAAAAAACUACGAUAAAAAAUAUAGGCAAACUUGGCAAAAAUGCAAACAAUACUGUCAAGAAACAAACAAAUAAAAAUAUUGAAAAAAAAAAAAAAAAAAUACAAAAAAAAACUAAAAAUUAUGAAAAUGAUGAUAUAGAAACUGAUUCUAUUAUUAUAGGUUCAUUCGAUCCAAGGAAUCGAUCUCCUAAGGAAAAGCUUGUAGCACAAUUGCUAACAAGAUGGUGGUAUGUAUUACCUGAUUGGCCAAUACCAUAUUAUGAUUACACCACCGAAUUAGAAAAUAAAAAAUUAAAAUUAGUAUCCUUAGAAGAAUUUGAAGAUCAUGAAGAUAUAGACAAACAUGGAUUCAAGAAAGUUUAUGAAAUAUCAGCAUUUCCAGGUGUUUUUAGAGACUCUUUAGGCACUGCCUAUGAUUUAAGAGAUAAAGAAACAUGUCCUUGCUAUAACAAUUUUAUAAAAAAAACUGAUUUAGAAUUAUUACAAUUAAUAUGUGCAGCUAUUAAAAAUCAAAUUAUCUGUUUAAAAAAUUCAGUAUAUAACGAAACAUAUAAAGAAGUAAUUCUCGAAAAAGAAUUAAAAGAAGCAGAAUCCAAACUCAGAAAAGUUAUGGAUAAAAAUAACAAAAUUGCAGAAUAA